UCUGGGGUAGUCUGAUGUUAAGGAGAAUCGGGGGGCGGGGGGGGGGUAAUUGAAGACCCUUGGCGCAUGCGUACGACGUCCUCACUGUCUGUUUUGACUGCGCGCGCAUCCUGCGAGCAUAGAUCGAGCGGAGCGACGACGGGACCCGAAGCUGAGUGCUAGGCUCAGGAGAGCAGGAGUAGUAUGAGUGGGUAGCCCUUUGCUGCAGCUGCAGUGCCAACUCUAUAGGAAAAGCACACUAUUCUGAAGCGCUGUCUGCCUGACUGGCAAGGUAGCUAACUGGUUCAGGUGCUCGACACCGCGCACAGUCAGUCCACUAGCGUCGCGCUGUCGGUAACUGAAGAUUGAGACGUUAAGACAGGCGAAGCUAUGAUGAGCUACGAAGUCCUUGUUUAGACGAUCUUAAGCUGACGAGUUAUAUAAAUCAUCACCAGCGGCGCCGCACGGAGUUCGCCGCGACCGCCAGGUCGGUUUGACCAUUAGCCGAUUGUCCUGGGGUACUGUGACUGUGUGGAUAUUGAGCAAACAAGGAUAUUAUAAGAUAACUGACGUAGUUACAUGAACAGCGACAGCUGAACUCGAGAUGUGCUUCCUACCGUCGUUUUCUUACCUUUAUUCGUUGGCUUUGUCCUAUUUGAAUCUUUGCGGCACCGCCGUCAUGUUGUCGAUUCUUAUUGCUUAGUGGCGGCUGUGUGAGAAACGUGAAGUCGUUAGCCAGAAGAGUAAGAAAAACUGUGUGGAAUAUUCGGCGCGGGGAAGCAAAAUUCGCAGACUCAGAAUCGUAGAUUACGUGGCGGGUAUUACCUACGCCACAACAUUAGAAAUACACAGAAAAGAGGUCCACCAUCCGUUUCUAUAUUGGUUUUUCGAAAUCGUGGAAUUCUGUCGACAAAAAAAGAAACUUGUGAAGAAUGAUCACUAUUGUCACUAUUGUCGUAAAGGAAAACGCAUUGAACGACUUAUAAACUUGUAAGAUCAAAAUUAUGAAUGUGCCCUAGAAUCACUGAUGAAACGGUUGUUAGAUCCGACGGUUGUGUGAACGGUGCCCUAAAGCCUUGCUAGUUUGCGUAGUUGAAUUAACCACUCAAUUGGAUCGUGUAAGAAAAAACACUCAAAAAUUGUCUUACCAAUGUAUCCUGAGGAAAAAUGGGGCUUUAUGCCUAUGGCGAGUCGCACGAUUCUGGCACGAUAAUAAUACGGAACCUCAGCGGUUUGCAACGGUAUAAAACUGGACGCGCGUGGCUACGGGUUUUGUCUUCGUGAAGCACCACUGAGCAGUUUUUCUUUCUACCUGUCUAAAUUUGACUCAGGUUUUACUACUCGCAGACAACGUGCGAGUGAGUCCAGGUUUGUCUCCACUGUUCGCUUCAGAUGGUUUGAGUUCUUCUGUCCUAGAAAACUUUUUUAAUGUUCUUCAAGUUGUCAUGAGUGAAUCGGUGGCCAGACCGGAUACAAUAAGUUCUGACGAGCGGGCUAGAAUUUCCUCCUAGUUUAAAAAAGCUACUGAGAGAUAUUCCCUCAGCGUAUUCAGCCAUAUACGGCUUCGCUGCACUCGGAAAUUUAUACUUGAAUUAGCUUGUUGUUCUAUCACAUUUCGGUGUCGCUGCGAACAUUUCGAAUGUAUAUUUGUUGCGCAUAUGUACGUAAAAACAGGACCUAAGACGGUCACUAAACGAAACAGGGUGCCACGCUUCAGAGCCAUGGAUUUGCCAAUUGAUUCUGGAAAGCGUGCGUAUGUGUCUAAAAGCUAGCGAGAGCUACUCGAUCACGGGGUCACCGAUCGACCAGGUAAACAUCACUAGGAGAAGCAUACAACAACGGAACGCCGAGUCGGCAAGCAGCCUAAAUUAGCCGUUCGCCGCUUACGCUGUCGUCAACUGAACACCAGCAGCGGCAGCAGUUUCGACACGAAGGGAUUGAGGACGUAAUUCCGUGUCACCCAGCAAAUACUGUGAAGUUACAUACUCGUUGGAUCACGACAUCAGUGAAUUAGUCAGAUGACCUAUACAACGGUCGCUGAAGGCAGGUAAUACAGUUAUUGAUUUCGUCACUGGUGCCGAAUAGUGAACAGUGAAAUUAGGCGCUGCAAGACGUCAACGUUAAAGCAAGGAUCUCUUCAGACGCGGAACAGGAUUUGCUUCGUGACGCUUGACAAUCUCUUAACAGAAACAAAAGCGCGCGUUAGAUUUAAUCACGGUACCGGCUGACCCGCGCUGGUGCUGCCGCUGUAGCCGUGGUGAGGAUUUACGAGGUUACGCUUAACACUGCUGGUGCGGGCAGAUGAGCGUGAAGCUGAAGUCGAGCCAUCAGUGGAACUGGUUAGUGAUUUGCAUUAUACAAGUGGAUUAUUAGAUACGCAGUGCGAAGACAGCCUACCACCAUCUACAUGCUAUAACUACAACAACUAAUCGUGUAGCGGUGAUUUUACACAAAUAAGUGGUGAAUGAAAGCCAGUGACCGCAAUAGCAAUUAGCGGAUGAUUAGAGCAGCUUGAAGUGUUACAUGUGUGCGUGUGGGCGUGUGUGCGGGGUGCCGAGAGAUAGCACUUUUGGAUUAUCAGUGACUGACUCCUAUAGGUGGCUUGUUUACGAUUGACUAGGAGACCAAUUACUGCGCAUAUAACUUGUAGAUAAACAUAUUAUAUAUAUAAAAUUAGGAACUUGUUUCGUAGGUGCGAAUGUGUGAAGGCCGCGAGAGCUGUUGACGCUAAGGAGUAGUGCCGAGGCGUCAACGAGGAUAGACACUCACAAAAAUGCCCAGCAUGCGGCGGCGUCCUCACCGCUGGGCUCCCUGGGCAUUAGCAUUGGUUUUGUCCUCGGCACUAGAGAUCACCCUCAGUGAAGAAUCAACGCUGUCAGAGAGCAGCAUAAUUAGCGAGAAAUCACCACCGGGAGACGUUCCAACGUCUACAUCAAAGUCGUCACAGUUCAGCGGGAAGUGGUACGCAGGACCAAAUGCUUCGCUGGCGUUCGAAUUUCGCUCGUUGCAUGCCAAUGGCCUCUUGUUGUACGCCGACGACGCAAUUGGGCACGGUUUUUUCGUUGAGGCGAAGCUCGUUGAUGGAAGAGUGACGCUUCGGUAUAGAUUGCCGACAGGCAGCAGCACCGGGAGUGGCGACCGCAGCUUAACGAGCCAGCAGAAGCGGGGAAGUCAACAAGGAAUCACCUCAUCGGCAACAAUAGCCAGCCGAAUCACGUUCGGACGAAACGUUUCUGACGGCUUGUGGCAUCGACUUGAGAUGUUCCGCUCAGGUACAGAAUUUACACAUUGGCGAUUAGAUGAAGAACUGCGAUCUGAUGUCAGCACAGCAUCCUACAUAGUAUCGAGUUCAACUCCGGACGCCGAUGAAGCAGACGAUUCCAUGAUGUCAGCCGACCUGUUCAUGUAUUUCGGCGGUCUGUCCCACCCAUCAAUAAACACAUUUGCUCGUAAAAGCAGCAAUGAGAAACCGUUGACAGCUAGAGACCUCCGAUUAAAUUCGUGGUCCGUUCCGACUGCGUUUUUCGAGCGACCGUUCAUAGGCGAACUGCGCAAUAUCAUCCUAUCCGGGCCGCCUGAAGGACCGGCCUUGACCGAACUGCGACCGAGCCACGUGCGAGCGUCGGCCGCACUUGAACCAUCGUCAACGUCACAGAACCAGGACGAUACAGGAUUUCAUAGUAACGCCGGAGGCGCGCCAGCUAUCUGUGAACGGAACACGUGCGGUCGGGGUUCAAAAUGUAUAGACACACCAGACGGGCCGAUAUGUCCCGAUGGAAAGAAUGUCCAAGACUGCAAAGAUAACCUACAUAAUGAUCGAUUUUGCAAUGACAGUUACAAACCAGAGAAGGACAGCCCACCGUCGUCAUCGGCUGCAGCCGCUGGAGAAAACGUCAUUCAGCUGAACGGGGCCGCAUCUUUCCUUCGUUUCAAUCAACGCGAGCCGAUCAUCUCCUCAACGGAAAACAUAUCAUUACAAUUUCGAACUACAAUGGCAGCCGCGUCCGGCACCGUUUUGAACGAUGACCCAUCAAACAGUAGCACAGGCAAUGAUGAAGUAACACUUCUGUACCUCGGACACGAGUCGCAAUCGGUCGAGCUUCGAUUGGUCGCCGGCGUCCGAUUUGAAGUCACGAUCACUUUCCCUCAAUGGAAGAGUCACAGCCACAACGGGGCUCUACGUCAACUGGACGCCGGUGGAGGGCCAGAUGCCAACGUUGCGGGCAAAACAGCCGUUGCGCAUGCCACUGUUUUGUCUAUCAGCUCGCACUCCAUACAGAAAGGCAAACGCUUCGAUGAUGGACGAUGGCACCGAGUCGUACUCACAAGAAGGCUUGAUCAGAUCAGCUUGAAUGUCGAUGGGAAAGAGGCGACUCGAACCAUUUCUGUCGGAGAGGGCCCGGAACACUUUUACACGUCGACGAUCCUUGUCGGAGCUUCUGGAAACACCAGUCCGCCGGAAGCUGGAAUUAGCAGCGGGCCGCCAUACUUUUUUGGCUGCCUCAAAGAAGUAGAACUGGUUUCGUCAGGACUGCAUCUCGACCUGAUUCGCAUCGCCAAGACCAACCUUGGAUUCAUAACAGCUAGCGGCGAAAUCGAAUAUCGCUGUUCAGGGAGUAGCGCAAACAACUCGGCCACAGCAGGAUCGAAGGGUAGUCCCUCCGGAACGGAUUCGGCUAAUCCGCUCGGAGCUACCGGGGCUAUGGCGAAAAAGAACCAUAAGGAUCAGGCGAUCUCGUUUCUCACACCGGAGUCAUUUAUUAUUGUGCUCAAUUGGACGCCUUCUGGUGAAGCUUAUUCAAACAGUGGUUAUAACAAGCGAAAGCCCGUUCUCGGUGGAUGGGUCGGCGGUAAAGGAAGAUCUGAAAUUUCGUUUCAGUUUCGUACCACAGAGGAUUCCGGUGUCCUUCUAUAUUCCUCUCCGGCAACGAUGUCACACAAUGAACGAGCCUUCUUCUUUGUGAUUGAGCUUCGCCAGGGGCAUCUGGAAUUGCGUAUCGGAGUCGGCGGCUUUCGACGCCGAGCCAGCGUAUUUCUGCCGGGCGGAGGGCGAACCAGCGAUGGCCAGUGGCAUAAACUUACCCUCUCAAUGGAUCGUACAGGAUACGUGAUAUUCCGCGCGGAUCACGACGCACAGGGAAAUAGAGGUCCGGGCGCAUCCAACGCCGAAACAAACGGAGCGAUUCGAGAGUUCAGAGUUCAUGGUUCGCCGGGGAGUCUGUACGAAACUGGCGGACCGCUGUUCGUCGGCGGAAUCAGCGAUCUUGGCAAGAACAGCUAUCCGUCUGGGCUGUGGUCAGAACCAGACUUACACAGGGGUUUUGCUGGCUGUCUCCGAGAUCUCUCGGUUGGUGGCGUUAAGCUUGACCUCAGGACAAAUCUGGCCGUAGCCGGAGUUCAAAGUGGUUGUAGUCGUGCCGGCGCACCCAAAUGUCCAGCGAGCCCGUGCUUUCACGGCGCUGUCUGUAAUGAAGGUUGGAAUCGGCCGAUCUGUGACUGCUCACGGACACAUUUUGCAGGACCCACUUGCGAAACUCCUGCGUUGAGCUUGCACUUCACUGGAUCGGAACACAUAACGGCGACCUUACCCGAACAUCAGGCAAGUUUCGGCGAGGAAAUCGUAUUUCGCUUUCGUACGGAGAUGUCCAGUUGCACCGUGUUUGCCUCACAGCCCGGAGGCCUUCUGCAAGGCUCCCUCCAGGAUGGAAAAUUCCGUCUCGCCUACCGUUUCUCAGCAGCUUCCCUCAGUCAAAGAAACGGUUCACAGGUUGUCACGGUAACAGGCUACGGUUUGGACGAUAGUACAUGGCAUUAUGUUCGGAUCUUGCGAACAGCGUCUAAUGUAGCUGUUAUGGUUGAUCAGGAGUCAACAUUUGCAGAAACUCCAUCUAAUGUUCGGAUUCGUAUGGGUUCACUUCGAUUCGGUCACCAGCUCCUUCGGUUCGAGGGGGGCACAAAUGGAGGCGGUGCCGACACCAUUGCGACCCAUUCCUUCGUCGGUGAAAUUCAACAUCUUAGAGUCAAUGGAGUACCCUUGUCAGAGUCGUUAAGACCCGGAGAGAUUUCUGGUUUUUCCAUUGAAUCUAACAUUCUUCCGCCUGGACUUAUUCAAGCUAGUGGGUCGCUGCUCCUUUCAAGUGAGCACUUCUCGACCUUUUCGGCGCCCACGGGCUUCGUAGCACUGAGUGCGUCGCCUUUUCGCGGACUUGAGAUCACUCUCCGGAUUCAGCCGACGGUUGACAGCGGUCUCGUGCUUCAUUGGCCUGGCGCUAACGGAAGCGGGCUCACCCUCGAACUCGAGGACGCUCGACUCAAGAUGAUCGUUACCCAGCCUUCAGCGACGUAUGGCGCCGCAGCAGCGACGUUGGCUGUUUCAACAGGACGCCAUCAGCGUGGAGAGAUGCCAAAUAACAAUGGAAGCAGUUUUGAGAGCCAAAGCGACCGUCAGGAUUCAUCGAAAAGUCUUAGGCAUCAACACAGGUCAACAUCGUCAUUUUCCUCGUCGUCCUAUCAAUCAUCUGCUUAUGCUCUCCGUGACAGUGGAAGCGUCAGCCAUCGAAGUGACGUCGUUCAUGACCGCUUGCUGUUGAGCGAUAAUGCUAUGCACUCAGUUCGAGUACACUCUACGACCGGCUUUCUACGACUUCGUGUUGAUGACCAGGAGGCUGGAGCAGUGGAGACCCUUGACGCUAGUCUUUUACAAGGUUUGGUGUACAUUGGCGGUGUACGAGAGUACAGCAUACUCCCUGCCCCUGUUUCAUCGCAAUCUGGCUUCGCAGGCUGCAUCGGCGUUGAGGACGUUAAUGGUCAAAGCAUCAAGUUGGCAGAAGAAGCUGUUAUCCCUAGUGAUGUCGUGUCGCAAGGUUGCCGAGGAAAAGCAAGCGGUUGUUCAUCGAAACCUUGUGCCCACGGGGGAGUCUGUCACGAGAAGGACUCCAGCAGUCCGAACGCAGACAAACAGCAAACUGACCCAGCUGCUUCCAGUGGGCAUUCGUUCAGCUGUGAUUGCUCAUUCACGUCGUUCCGAGGAGCAACGUGCACCCAAGAAAGCGCAUCAUAUGAAUUUCAUAGCGGUGGUUUGCUGCUUACGUCAUCCGCUCUCCGUCGUCCCCGGGCCGGGGAUGCACUCGCUUUAGGUUUAGUCGCCGAAGUUGACAAUGCUGUACUCAUUCGAGUUGAAUUCCUCGCUACGAGCGAUUAUAUCCAAAUCGAAAUUAUUGACGGCGUCUUGUUUGCCAUUUAUAACGUGGCUGGUGAGGAUUAUGCACUGAAUGUGCCGGGUGUCUAUGUGCAUGAUAGACAGUAUCACAUAGUGAGAUUCACGCACCGAGCGCGGGCCUCUACACUUCAACUGGACCAGUUGCCCGUACAGACUCGAAAACAUAAGCAGCUUCAACAGCUAGCUGAUGAUGAUCAUGGCGCAGCCGAUGAAACCGUCGGAGGUGGGAUUUCAGCGGAUGUUAAGAUUCAGCUCGGGGGCGUGUUAUCUGGUUCUGCGUCAGCAGCAGUAUCUAAAGGGUUCAGAGGUGUUUUGUCCGGAGUGGUACUUAACGGAGUUCGCCUCCUAGAGCUCAGCGCUGAAAGGGGCGAUAUCGUUGUUCAAGGUGAUGCCACUCGCCUUCAGUCCCUUGCUCAAAGCAAGUACAGCCCGGCACAUAACUACCCAGCAGAUCAACCUUUCAUGUUGAACGAUGCGAAACCUCCAGUAGAAGUUUACGAACGCGAUGACCUCGUUUACUCAGAAGGGUCGGGAUGUUAUGAAAGCGACGAUGACGACGCCGAUUGUAACAAUAACGCGGCUGAUGACAAUAGUAACUCAGCUGGCGGGGGCGAUGAACUCGUAACGGCCGUUUACAUCCCUUCGCAACGGCGUAGUUCGGCGCCACAUUACAACGGAAAUUCCGUUGGUUUUUCGGCCGGUAGCGGCGGCACGACAUCACGACCCUCACAAAAGAAAGCCAUCUAUUCAUGUCAUGACGACGAGGACUGUGUCGAAGAAGGUUCAGGCAACGGAAUCGAUGCCACUCGAUCGAGAUCGCAAUCGAGCGGUAUUAUUGUAACGCCCCGAGCUCCUUACGAAUCUCCGAACAGCGGAGAUCACUCGCAAAUAACCACGACUACGGCCAGAACGACAACGUCGAUAUAUUCGACGACGUCCACAACUCCAUCUCCAUCAACUACAACUACCACUCAUGAAUGGAUCAUCGUUAAAACAUUCUCGACACGGCCACCAUUCAAGCCACGAACAACUUCAACGGGCAUCCCGGAGGUGUUUUCCGUACCCAUUCCUGAAGUUCACACACCGACGCAGAUCAACAAAGACAAAAGCAAAACGAAGCCUGCACGUGUUGACACAGCAGUGGCAGCCGACGGAACGGCACUCGUCAUAGGCAUCGUAGCGGGAAUACUUGUCAGUCUCGUCAUACUCGCAUUGCUUCUCUACCGGUUUCGCACUGGCAGACCUGGUGGUGCCUGCAAGCCAAACAGCUUAUACUAUAAUCCAUGUGUCGGUGAAACUGGAGCCACAGGCCCUGGUGCAGGUCCCGGAAUGGGAGCGCCCAUCGGUCCUGGAGGUUUAGGUGCCGGCGGACCUGGAGGCGGUGGUGGUGCGUGCAUUCCGUACGGGGUGGCUUCAGGCGGAGGCAUCGCCGGCGGAGCGCCAGCCUAUUCAACGUUGCACAAAGGUAUGGCCGUGGCCGGCAAUAAGAAGUCGGAACAAGUCAAAGAUCCCCAGGAGUGGUACGUAUGAGGGAUGUUCAGCACGCAGUUAUGGCUCGUAAGAACUAUGAGACGAACGAUAAUAUUGAAAAUGCUAACAAUGACAAGACGAAUACUGUGAAGAUGCGCAAGAAUUACAAUAGCAAAUGGCUCGUAAUAGGAAGAAGCUCGGGCGUGGUCCCACACAGAUCGCGCUGCUCGCAAGCGCAAAAAUACUGAUUAUUACCAAUUUAAUCAUAUUAUACUGCUGCUGUAUUGUUAGCAAUAAGUCGAUAGAUGUCCGAGGGCUAGAAACGAAGAAAUAAAUAUAUGAGCGAAAGAUCUGAGUAAAUUAAGAACCGAUGCUACAGGGCGAAAGCAUUAGCAUGAUCGCCUAGGUAACAAUAAUAGGCGAGAUACAAUUUAGAAAAUAUAUCUGACAUGAACCAUACAUAAGAAGAAUAGUAAACGAACGACAAACAUACUGAUGGACCGGUUGACAACUGUCUGAUCAGCUGACGAAUGUUUCUCUCCAAGAUAACCUCGGCCAGACAAGAACAGAUAAAUGUCCAUCAGAGCAGCGACACUUCUAAAGCCGCAAACCUCCGAUGAAACCUCAAUAAUACAUACAAGAUAGCCAGAACGCAGCGGAGAAGCUAGCCAGCUGUUAUUAGUAUUACACAGACAGAAAUAAUGCAAUCGACGGUAACACGCCUGACGACUAGAUAUGUCGUGUCAAGUAAUACGAUAGUACUGAUUACGAUACGCAAAAAUGGGUAAGCGCAAGUGCAACGCAAGUCCCAUCUAUCAUGAUAAUCGUACGCGCAGUUUUGGCACUCAUGCAUUAACUUAAACAGUUAACAAGAGACCAAUAUGCAUUCUCGAUUGUCACUUGAUGCCAGCCAUGUACCGAAACUGGAGAAAAAAAAUUAUUAACAAGGAAGUCUGUCUUCCAGCUUUCGAGACGUCUUGGGUCGUCCACAAUACGGAGACUAUGUAUGCCAAUUUCCGGUAUACUAUACCAUGAGGAACAGUGGAUUUCUAAGCAAACUUUUUGAGUUUCGAUAAACACCCUCUUAACCCACACCUCAUAGGUUCGGACCUGUUGGCUCCAGAUGGAAGAGCAGGACACAAACGAUCGCUCGAAAAAUGAAAAUAGACUUAAUGGUAGUAAAAAAAAUAUGGUGAUAAAGACGAUAUGAAAAAAUAGGAACAAUAACAAAUAUAUAUAUAUAAAGAAGCAGAUUAUGUCGCAGUGCUGAAAAAUAACUAGAUAUUGAUAGAACUAUGAAUAUUGCCAUGUGUGAAUGGAACAGGAUCAGAAUGGGUGGAAACGGACCGGAUGUGGUCGAAUAACGAGAGCGCACGGAAGCGGAUGACAAGAUCAGUUUGCUGUUUACCGUUUUGUAUCACUUUUAAACUACGUACAGCCGCAACAAUAAGUGACAGUUUAUAAUGCUGCUGCUGCUGAUGAUGAUGAUGUAAUAGCUAUUCCUAUUAGCGUCACUGCUAACAUUGCACAAUACCUUCUGCGCGAUGUCAUCAUCAUCUACACCCUACCUACACUCAACUGCUGUCAAGAAACUUUCAUAUUUACC
Varroa destructor (honeybee mite) is the source of this 10274-nucleotide messenger RNA. Its product is annotated as neurexin 1-like. The record is from RefSeq and is a predicted model, not a curated record. Lineage: Eukaryota; Metazoa; Arthropoda; Arachnida; Mesostigmata; Varroidae.